AGGAGGGAUGACAGGAGAUGUUGGUUGUUGCCGCGGCAGCAGAGCAGGACAGAUCUGAUACAGUAAAACAACACUCCUCCUCCUCCUCCUCUUCCUCCUCCUCCACCUUCUUCUUCUUCUUCUUCUUUUUAUCAUCACUGCUUCCUCCUCCUGCGUCCGUCCUGUUCCACCUGGAAAAACCUACCUCUGCCUUCCUCCUCAUCCUCAUCCUCAGCUGUGGGCGGCCAUACAUGGACAUGGAGUAAAGACCUGACGCCGCCUCCUCGCUCUUCAAAACAAACCCGGUGUGUCUCCACCGCCACCGCCGCCACUAAUGCCCCGCUGCCGAGAGCAGGAGCGAGAGAGAGACGGUAAAACACGGGGAGAGAGAUAAAGGAAAAAUUAGAGGAGAAAAAAAACAGCAAGCAAAAGCAGAAAGAGAAAGAGAGGAAGAGUGAGGCUGCAGAUCCAUAAUCGCCACAGCAGAGAAACACUUAGAGGGAGGGAGGCAACGCAGGCGAUUCUGUCUAUCUUGCAACUUUAAGGGACCAUCAUCACAAUUUAAUAAGAAUUUGAAAGGCUGCGGCGCUGCAACAAAUCUGUCUUCAGAGGGAGAGCGAGCUCCAGUCAGACACUGAGCGGAGGAGAGCGAGAGAGGAAGUAGGGAGGUGGAGGCCCGACACAAACGCCUCAACGCUUCCCUCCCAGGAUUCAUUUCCUCAGCAGCAAUAAAGAAAAAACGUUCUGACUAUUUUACAGAAAUCCUCCCGUUCUGAGGUUUUAUGCCUGUUUUGAGUUUGUAUGUAUUUAGAGGAAAACGCCCGACGACAGCCGAAAAGUUGCUCAUCGGUAUAUUUAAGAAAAGGAAUAUUUCAUUCUUAGCCUGUGAGUUUCCUCUUUGAGUUUUUCAGGAAGCGACAGGAAGUCUCCGUUGGCCACAAAGGUCACAACCCUGUCAGAUGCGUGGGCUUUCCCGCUGCUUCAUCUUUUCAUGGCUUGACACCUAACUGCCGUCCGACCCCUCCCUCUGCCCCUCCUCCCCCCCUUCUUGCCCCUCCCCCCCAACAUGUCCGACCACCUCCUCUCUCGCCGCCCCGACCGCUCGAGGACAUCAGGGCAGGAGAAGAAGUGAGGGAAAGUUUUAGUCGAGGCACUUACAGGCGAUUUUUGUUAGCCCCGCCCCUCCGCCGAGGACGCAACUCUCUAACAGGUGGAACGCUCUGAUGCAAGAUGGCAGCCGGCGUGGCGACGUGGCUGCCCUUUGCGCGGGCGGCGGCAGUGGGCUGGCUGCCGCUAGCCAAGAAGACGAUGCCCAAACCGCCGGUGGACAAGUCGUCAAGGUCAGAUGAGAUCCUGUACGUCAACGUCAGCGGGGUCAGGUUCCAGACAUGGAAGAACACUCUGGAUCGUUAUCCUGACACGCUGCUGGGCUCCUCGGAGAAAGAGUUUUUCUACAACGAAGACACGCAGGAGUUCUUCUUCGACAGGGACCCUGAAAUGUUCCGACACAUUCUGAACUUUUACCGCACUGGGAAGCUCCACUACCCCCGACACGAGUGCAUCCAGGCCUUCGACGAGGAGCUGGCCUUCUACGGCAUCGUGCCGGAGAUCAUCGGAGACUGCUGCAUGGAGGAAUACAGAGACAGGAAAAAGGAGAACCAGGAGCGUCUGGCCGAGGACACGGAGGCCAACGAGGGGAUGGACGCCCCCCUCCCUCCAGACAGCACCUCCAGGGAGCGUCUGUGGCGAGCCUUCGAGAACCCCCACACCUCCACCAUGGCGCUGGUCUUCUAUUACGUCACCGGCUUCUUCAUCGCCGUCUCCGUCAUCGCCAACGUGGUGGAGACGGUCCCCUGCCGGCCUCCGAAGGGCAGCGUCAAUGACCUUCCCUGCGGGGAGAAAUACCAGCUGGCCUUCUUCUGCAUGGACACGGCCUGCGUGCUCAUCUUCACCUUCGAGUACCUGAUGCGUCUGUUCGCCGCGCCCAGCCGCUGCAAGUUCAUGCGCUCUGUGAUGUCAGUGAUCGACGUGGUGGCCAUCAUGCCCUACUACAUCGGCCUGGUGAUGCCCGAGAACGAGGACGUGAGCGGCGCCUUCGUCACCCUCAGGGUCUUCCGCGUCUUCCGGAUCUUCAAGUUUUCCCGCCACUCGCAGGGUUUGAGGAUUUUGGGCUACACGCUGAAGAGCUGCGCCUCCGAGCUCGGCUUCCUGCUCUUCUCCCUCACUAUGGCCAUCAUCAUCUUCGCCACCGUCAUGUUCUACGCCGAGAAGGGCACCAAGGGCUCCACCUUCACCUCCAUCCCGGCCUCCUUCUGGUACACCAUCGUCACCAUGACAACGCUGGGAUACGGUGACAUGGUUCCCAACACCAUCGCAGGGAAGAUCUUCGGGUCCAUCUGCUCUCUGAGCGGCGUCCUGGUGAUCGCGCUUCCCGUCCCCGUCAUCGUCUCCAACUUCAGCCGAAUCUACCACCAGAACCAGAGAGCUGACAAGAUGAGGGCUCAGCAGAAAGUGCGCUUGGCUCGGAUCCGCAUGGCAAAGAAAGGAACAACCAACGCCUUCCUCCAGUAUAAAGAAGACAGAGCGAUCGGGGACCGGAACAGUGACAGCACAGCUCUGUGUGUGAAGAACAAAUCGGCAUUCGAGCACCAACAUCACCAUCUGCUGCACUGUCUGGAGAAAACAACGAACCACGAGUUCACGGACGAGAUGAACUACAGCGAGUUGUGUAUGACCGAGUCCGUCGGCUUCAGGACCAGUCGCAGCACCUCCCUGUCGAGCCACCAGGGGGCGCAGAACAACUCCACCGGCUGCUGUCCGCGGCGGGCCAGGAGGAGAGCCGCCAUGCGACUGGCCAACUCCACGGUGUCCGUCAGCCGGGGGAGCGUCCAGGAGCUGGACAUCCUGCACAUCAAAACCACGUCCAUACCUCCACAAACUCGUUCCAGUCUCAACGCCCAGUGCGCCAAUCUGAAGUUGAACUGCGGGAAUCCAGAUUACACCGCCGCCAUCAUCAGCAUCCCCACGCCGCCCGCCAACACGCCUGAUGACAGCCUCCCCCCGUCGCCUGUCCCCAUUCCCGGCAUCCUGCGCAACACCCGCGCCACCGCCUACACCCAUGAAACCGUCAAAGUCUCCUCCUUAUAACCUCCGACCUCACCUGCAACCUCCACCCUCCCUUGCCUCCCUCCCUCCCUGCCGCCCCACCAGUCGUCCCCCCCCCUGCACCAUGAACAAUAAAAUCCCUUGACCCUCUGACCCUGAACUGGGAGGGGGAGCGCUGCUAGCUGAGAUUCUGGAGACUACGCAGAAGGAGGUUUUGAGUGCCGCUGGUCGCUUUCACUUCCUCUCACCAUUUUGCGGAUUUCGUGGAAUGAACGUGAACAAAGUGGCUUCUUGUCGAGAGGCAAAAUGUACAAUGACACAAAAAGGCAUCUGAUGGGAAAACAAGGUAAGAUCAAGACAGGACGUCUCCAUGGGUCUGAAGAGUCGCCCUCAU
Hippoglossus stenolepis (Pacific halibut) is the source of this 3478-nucleotide messenger RNA. RefSeq names its product potassium voltage-gated channel, Shal-related subfamily, member 1 (gene kcnd1). The transcript is spliced from 9 exons. Gene Ontology annotation, cellular component: voltage-gated potassium channel complex; membrane. NCBI's taxonomy places the organism in Eukaryota, Metazoa, Chordata, Actinopteri, Pleuronectiformes, Pleuronectidae. The record is from RefSeq and is a predicted model, not a curated record. Bases 1210 to 3126 code for a protein of 638 amino acids. Gene Ontology annotation, biological process: protein homooligomerization; potassium ion transmembrane transport. Gene Ontology annotation, molecular function: A-type (transient outward) potassium channel activity; protein binding.